CAUGUUCAAAUGAUGAUUUUCGCCCGUUUCUCCCGAUUCGUAACUCAGAUGCCCGACAGAGCACACAGACCGGCGAUUUAAUGUGUAUUAGAAUAUUAUUUAUUAUUUGAACUGUAAGUUUUCUCAGUGUCUUUUUCUGUUACAACACCGCUGUCUGUCUGUAACAUGUCUGUACACAUACCGAUCACUGGCUGAACGACCAGCGCACAGACCUUCCGAUUAACGAUAACGACACGAGCUAAACAAACAAAGCACAGUCUCUUUGGCUGUAUCCAAAAGUGUGCCGUCUACCCAAACAACUCUUUUGGUCGUCACGCGCGUUCCAAAAGAAUUCAUGAGCAUUUUAGGCGCGUUCCAAACGUUCGAUUUGUUCAGAACGCGCCCAUGAUGCCCAGAAACGCGGUCUAGGCAGGCAGCACUCUAUUUUUGAGACAGCCUCUGUGCGCUUGUGUUGGCUGUGCUCACAUGCCCCCGAUACCGCGAUGUUGUUGAUUCCCAGAAGAGGUGACAUCAUCGUUUCAGUGCUGAUCUGUUAGGAGGGGGGAGUAAACACUCAUCACAGCUAUAGCUGGCCAUGUACAGGUCUCGAGAUGGGUUGCUGUCGAGUUAAAGGCAUUGGCAAUGAGCAGAUUAUUGCCUUGGGAUCUGCACUUCUCAAUAACUUCAUCUAUGAACGAGUUCGUCGCCAUGGAGACAGUGAAGCUGAAUUAACCCGAAGUCAACUGAGUGAUGUUGAGCUGUGCGACCCCAGCCAUAAACGUCUUGCGCAGUGUUUGCAGCAGAUUGGAGAUGAGCUGGAUGGAAAUGUGCAGCUGCAAAGUAUGUUAAAUGACUCCACUCUUCAACCAACGCGAGAAGUUUUCACGAAAGUGGCCCUUGAGAUCUUCUCUGAUGGGAAGUUUAACUGGGGAAGAGUGGUGGCACUUUUCUACUUUGCGUGUCGGCUUGUUAUCAAGGCUAUUAUAACCAAGAUUCCUGACAUCAUAAGAACCAUCAUAAACUGGACUAUGACCUACAUUCAGGAACACGUUAUUAACUGGAUCAGGGAACAGGGUGGAUGGGAGGGAAUCCGCUCCUAUUUCGGAACCCCGACAUGGCAGACUAUUGGCGUUUUCCUGGCCGGGGUGCUCACCACAGUUGUGGUGAUCCGCAAAAUGUGA
Messenger RNA from Carassius carassius (crucian carp), 1160 nucleotides. Its product is annotated as apoptosis regulator BAX-like. The record is from RefSeq and is a predicted model, not a curated record. The coding region runs from base 591 to 1160 and encodes 189 amino acids. NCBI's taxonomy places the organism in Eukaryota, Metazoa, Chordata, Actinopteri, Cypriniformes, Cyprinidae. Gene Ontology annotation, molecular function: channel activity; protein heterodimerization activity; protein homodimerization activity. Gene Ontology annotation, cellular component: mitochondrial outer membrane. Gene Ontology annotation, biological process: intrinsic apoptotic signaling pathway in response to DNA damage; release of cytochrome c from mitochondria; positive regulation of apoptotic process. The transcript has 6 exons.